Strongylus vulgaris is the source of this 276-nucleotide messenger RNA. NCBI's taxonomy places the organism in Eukaryota, Metazoa, Nematoda, Chromadorea, Rhabditida, Strongylidae. The record is from the annotation of a GenBank genome assembly.
AUGCCUCGAGAUUACCCUACCAUCAAGGAAUAUGCGAAGGUCCAGAGUGAGCUUGGAAGUUGCCUUCCGGAAUUUCGGCAGACUCUUAGUCGUGCGCUAACCUUCGGUGCUUCAGCUGGAGUACCGUUCGGUAUGUACGUGGCUUACAAGCAGCAUGGUCGAGACCUGCGAGCAUUUGCUGGUAAGUCAUUUGCUACUUGGAUGGCAACAACAUUAACGCUAGGAGCUAUUGGAAUCAUGGCGGGAGCGUAUAAUUGUUUGCGAGUACAAAUGUGA